UACUCGUGCAUGUCCGCGUCUACGCGCGCGCGCUUUAAACAAUAGGCGUGCAACUGCACAGAUCUCCAUCUAAAAGCGAGACGGAUACACCGAUGAGCACCAUCCGUGAUCGAAUCAAGUGUAAAUUGUAGAUCUAGACCCCGUCAAGAGAAUCAGUGUUUGGACUAUCCAAGCCCCUCCCAUCUGUUCCGCGGAGUGGCGCGGCCAGGAUAGGUUUCUGCCGGUGCAGUUGAGACGAGAUAGACGCUGUUUCAAAGUUGUCAAUGAGAAGAAAAGUUUGAAGGCAAGACUACUAAGAAGGACUAGGAAUGGGUUGUGCCCCUAGCAAGAAGAAAAGCCGAAGCAAGAAGAGCCAUAAGGAGGGAAAGAAAUACAACGAUGGAGUUAGUGGUAAGGUCGCGUCGGACAACGUGGACGUGUGCGUCCAAAAGCAGCUGGAGCGGUUCGAGUGGCAGCUGAGGAUUCUGAAGCAAGUGCUCUCAGCCAAUGGGGCGCAGGAGAGGGCGGAGCUCCUCAAAGACCACUCCCACGAUGAGCUGUUCGCGAUCAUCCAGAACUUCACGGAAAAGGUCUGCACAGAAACCACCGCCGACCUGAGUGCUGUCCACGAUCAGAGGAGCAAGAGGCGGACUGAGGAGCACGAGAGGGCAGUGGAAGAGCUGCAGAGGCAGCAGCAGCAGGAGCAGAACGACCUCACAGAGAGCUUCCAGGCAGCAGAGACCCUCCUCAAGGGCCAGGUGGAGACGCUGACGGCAGACCUCCAGGUAUACAACCAGCUGAAGGCAAGGGUCCAGGCGUCCACCUUUAAGAAGGACCUACUGCGCAAUAUACAGGCCCAUGGCAGCCCAGGUGCAUUCUGGGAGUCGGAGCAGGAGUCCCUCCUCUUCGUCAUCGAGAUGAAGAGUGAGCGUGUAGAGGAGCAAUGCAAGAAGCUUUACCAGCUGCAGACUUUGGCAGAGAAGAACCUGUCGCUGGAGGAGCAGAUCAUCCACACCCUGCAGCAGAACGAGGAUCUGCGUGUCCGAAUGGACAACUACAAGAGCCUCAUCCAGCAACUGUCGAAGGAGCAGAAUGAGCUGAAGGGGGCGCUGGAGAGGCAGACGGGGGUCAACCAAAAGCUGUCUCAGGAGAAGGAACAGCUGGUGUUCCGGCUGCGACACCGAGACACCUGUCCCAGCAUGCACCUGCCCGUCAUGCUGGCCGAGGUGGCGCCCUGAACGUGAACGGGAAACCCCUCCUGGAAAUGAGGCCGGGGAAACACCGCCCCCUGGAGUCCCAGCCAUACUCCGGAGACAAAACUUCUGCCGAACCUUCUGGAACCUACCGACCGUCUCCAGCCAUGGUGCCGCUCCCUUCUUCCUCCCCCCCCACAACGCCCCUGGGUACCAUGUCUCCAGGGGCGCCGGUGUACGGAAACCUUUACUGCUACAGUCCCGUCUUCCUUAGACACUCCCUGAGUCGACACAGAUAGUGUUUGGAGGACUUCCGGGGAGCGAUCGGCGAACCGUUUCACAACCGUGGUGGAGCCACAGUCCACUAGGAGUACGCUGGGGGUCUACUGAGGCCUUUUAACUCUCUGGAAUUUCUCAGUGGAUUGAAAACACAGUGGACGGUUAUUUUACUGUCAGAGAUGUUUAUGGCCUCAUAUCACUGCCAAAAAUCGCAAAGAUGACUUUGAGUCUUCCGUUCUUUGGCAGUGUUAUGCCGUCACAGACGUUGUUGAAGGACCGGUUCGAGCGGCCUCCUGUUUGCCGGCAGUCCUUCUACGUUACGCCACACAAGGCCUUUGUUUAUACUGCUGCAGUCCGUGCUCUUCCAAUCCACGCUCUCAUGGAGAAGUACUCAAUGCAACGCAUUCUUGACAGAUGGAGAGUUCAACGGUGGUCUUUCUAGGGUUACUAGGUCAAAUUUUUAGCCUUUUAAGUAUUCCAAACUUGGCCUGGUAAACGGUGCCUUGAUACAUGAGGGGGUACGCCAUUGUUGGGGGGAUUACAGGCCUGUUGUGGUUCAGCCCGCGCGAUCUGUGAACACGGGACAACAGGGACAGAUGUGGCCCGACCGAUUCAAACCAGAGACCACCGGGAGUUCCAAGUCGUUGAGCAACAGGACGAUGCCAAAUGUGUUUUGUUGAGCCUAUUUUUGUAAGGUUUAAUCCUAUGGUGUUUUAUUUGUCCGUUAUUGUGUCUGUUAAGAAGGACAUAACAAUUGACCUGCGUGUGCCCAUGUUCUGCAUACUCAGUCGCAUAGUCAGGUGUUUUGCAACUGCAUUACUUUGUGUCAAGUGAAAACGUUUUACAAAAGAGAGAAGCUGUGAAUGUAAACCGUUUCCUAUUGUACCAUUUCAGAUCAGGACAGUUAUUUUUUUCUUUUUGUGACAUAAAUACUUUAUUAAUCCAGAAGGAAAUUGUGGUUGCAAACAAGCCCACGUCUGCCUGUGUUUUAGCAUUUACUCUCCUCAUGCACUAGCACUUUUACCAGUAUUUCAGUCACAUCAUGUGCAAGAGAGAUUUCUACUUGUUGUAACAUUUUGAAAUGUCCUUGUCUCUGAAAAUACAAAACAAAAUAAAACUUUUAAUU
Messenger RNA from Gadus macrocephalus (Pacific cod), 2577 nucleotides. RefSeq names its product coiled-coil domain containing 69 (gene ccdc69). Gene Ontology annotation, cellular component: nucleus; cytoplasm. Bases 309 to 1217 code for a protein of 302 amino acids. The record is from RefSeq and is a predicted model, not a curated record. Gene Ontology annotation, molecular function: microtubule binding. Lineage: Eukaryota; Metazoa; Chordata; Actinopteri; Gadiformes; Gadidae. The transcript is spliced from 9 exons.